This is a messenger RNA of Symbiodinium sp. CCMP2592, 4896 nucleotides long. Lineage: Eukaryota; Dinophyceae; Suessiales; Symbiodiniaceae. The record is from the annotation of a GenBank genome assembly.
AUGGCCAUGUCGUCGGAGUCCAUCGAGUCCUACCUGAAAUCGGUGAUACAGCCGUUGACGACGGACCUCGCAACGGACAUGUUGCCGCUCACGCCGCAGGACCCGGAAAGCUUCAUCACCGGCUGGCUCCGCCAGCGCGCCCCGCACCACCAAGCACCGAUGUCCCUCCGCCGCCGCAACGAAGCCCUGAAGCAGGAGCUCUCGGCCCUGGAAGGCGAGCUCUCUGCGGCUUCGCACGGCGGCGGCAGCACCAAGGACCUGCUGGAUUCCCACGGCGGUGCAAGGGCCGAGGACUGCGGCGGCAACGGUAUGCAGGACUUCGACUUGUCCUUCGCAAUGACCGGCCUGCCACAGAUGCAGGCGCCCUUCAAGCGCGGCCGGCUGUGGCAGUACCAGCCCCGCACGGACACCUGGGAGAAGGUGCUCGUUCUCCUCGGCCCCGGCGUCCUGGAGACCUUCGCCGAAACCACUGGGAAGCGCCAAGCCCGGUUGAUGCUGGGAGCCACCGGCUCCGCCAAGCCCGAGCACGAGAAGCUCCCGCCGGAAAUUGAGGGCUACGCGUUCGAAGUCUCGAACUUCGUGCAGGCGGAGCCAGCAUUGACGCACCUGCGCCUAGCGGCGGCGACGGAGGAGGAGAGGCGGGAGUGGCUCCUGGCCAUCAACGGCCACGUCACAGCGCUGUUCUGCAAGAUGGGGGCCGCCCUCGCCGUGCUCUCCGCGGAGCUUCAGAGGCUGAAGUCAGAAGACGCCGGCACCCCAGCCGCAAAGCGCGAAGGAGGCGAAGACAUGGCCCAGCUGGAGCGCCGCUUGUCGCGGCUGGAGCAGCGGGUGCAGCCAGAAGACGCCCAGGAGCCAAGGAAGCCGAAAAGGGAGGACGAAGAAGAAGUCGACCCGGCCACGAUGCCCACGACCUACGACGCAGCGCUGGAGCUAUCUGGUGGGGCGACGCGACUGCACGACUACGAGGCCUUCAGCGGGGAGCUCAAGGAGAAGUACGAGCCCAACAAGGAUCUCGUGAAGAUGAUGGGGAAGGACUGGCAGAAACGGCGCUCCUUUUCCACGAAGAUGAAUUAUCAGCCGUACAAGAACACCUUGGAGGAGCUCUAUGCCUUCUGCAAGGAGAAGGCUCCCAUCUUCUUCGCCAAAGUGCGGGAGGUGGCAGAACGCACCGGCGGGCGGAACGUCGAGCCACCCCUGAAGGGCAUGCCAAGGUGCCGGGACAAGGCGCAGUUCAAGUACAAGGACAAGAACGGCGACAUUUCGUGGCACAGAUUGACCGACAUCGUGAGGGACACCAUCGUUUACAAGAAUCUGGAUGACAUGUACAAAGGUCUCCGAGCGAUCCACGAAGACGAGGAGAUCGACAUUAUCGAGUGCAACGACCGUUACAUGAACCCGCUCGACGGAGGGUAUCGUGAUCUUCAGCUGAGCCUCCGCAUCGACGGGAUGGUCUGCGAGCUGCAGCUGAACACGAAGUGGAUGCUGCACGUGAAAGAGAACGCGGGGCACCGGGCCUUCGAGGUCUCCCGCGAGGUCAUGGCAGCAGUUGCAGAGCCGAAUGCUGUGGAGAGGUGCCACAACAUCCUGCGCUGGGGCAAGGAGAACCUGGGCCCCAACGCCGACGCCGAACUCCAGGAGAUGCUGAAUGACGACAAGAAGGGCCUCCUGCACAAGGCGGCGAAGGCGGGCAACGCACAGCUCGUGAGCAUCUUCUUGGCCUUCCGCGCGGACGUGAACCACAGGGAUCCCAAGAUGAUGCGGACGCCGCUGCACGAAGCCAUGGCGCAGGGCCACGAGAGGGCGAUGUGGGCCCUUCUCUGCGCACGAGCCGACCUCCAAGCUCGAGAUAACGACGGCCAGGUGCCCCUCCUGGAUGGCCUGUUGAAGCUUCGCCAAUCGGGAGGCGGUAACCGUGCUAGCACCCUCCAUGGAGGCGUCGCGCGCCUCGUCUCCGUGGCCGUCCAGUGUGGAGACGCUGGUCUGGACCAGCUGCGCAAGGCGAAGGAUGACCUGGGUGCUGCCGUGAAGCGCCGGCUGGUCCAAAGCCAGGUGUUCGAGAAAGAAGUGAUGUCAGCGACAGAGAAGAAGCACAAACGGGAAGCCCGCCCGGCCAAGUGCUUUUUUUGCAGCAGCAAAGCCUUCCUCUUUCAGUUCGAGCUCGUCAGCUCGUCCGAAUCCUUCGACUUUCGCGCCGAUGGGAAUCUUGCCAAGGUGAAGCAGCUGCUGGCUGAGUGGGCCGACCCCAACACCCCCAGCAGUGCUAAAGACGGUCACCCCCCGCUGCAUGCGGUGCUGCUGCGACCGCAAGGCCUCCAGCCAGUGCACUUCGAGAUCCUGAGGGCUCUGGUCGACAUGGAUGCCGACCUUGGCCUCACCACGGAAAUGGCAGCUGGAGAAACCCCUUGCACCUUCGCGUUGCUCCACAGUGCGCUCCACUCGAAGAGUGGCAAGGCGCUGAAGAUGCUGGCCGCCGCCGGGCUCCGGCACGAGGGGAAGCCGCUCAGCCAGGUGCUCGAUCCAGAUGAACUGCGAAGCGAAGAGCCCUCGGUCUGGUCGAUGCUGGCACCCCUGGAGGAGCAGCGGGUGCAGUUGCUGGAUGCGUCCCUGGUCUCUGUGGGGGAGAUGUUGGAGCUGGGGGCCACUCCUGGCCAGGUCAAGGGGUUGCACAAGCGAGCAGGCCUGCAGACCCCGGAGAAAUUCCUCCGGCAGGUGGUGCUGAAGGGCUUCGGGCCUAAGGACCUGGCAGAGAAACUCCGGGAAGACCCCCGCUUCCUGGCUCCCGCACUUCCGAUGCCACCUUUCGAAGCCGUGAGAGAGGCACUGCAGCAGGCCCCAGCGGAUCUUCUCAACGACCAGGACGUCCUCCUUGCUUGCAUCGGCCACGAUGCUGCCUGCUUGGCCGAUGCGCCAGAGGCCCUGCGCUCGGAUCGAUCCCUCCUGCUGGAAGCAGUGCAGCGGCAUCCCCGAGCCCUCGAGUUCGCCGCGGGCUUUCGCGAGGACCGCGACUUCGUCGCGGACGCAAUGCGGCUCCAACCGGUGCUGGAGUUCGCUGGCGGCCUGCGCCGCGACCGGGAGCUGGCCCUGGAGGUCGUCCGGCAGGCACCUUGGGCGCUGGACCUGGUCGAUGCCCAGCUCCAAAACGACGUGGCGUUGGCCUUCCAAGCCACGCAGGCCUUGGCCGGAUUGGGCACUCGGGACGUGGACUUCUCCCAGAUGGCGGAGCUGCGCAGCGUCCCGCAUGACUCGAGGGUGUGCUGCAUCUGCGAUACGGGAGCGAGCAGGCUGGCGGUGGGCUGUUCGGACGGCACUAUCCAGCUCCAUAAUCUCGGGCAGAGCGAUGAGCCUGCCUCAAAACUGGUGGGCCACGAGAGGGCUGUGCGCUGCCUCUGCCUGAUGUCCGUGGAGGUCCUGGCCAGUGGGUCCGCGGACAGCACGGUGCGCACCUGGAACCUGCACAGCAAGGAAGCGCUGAAAGUCCUCAGCGGACACACGAACUCGGUGGAGGGCCUGGCGCGGCUCAAUGACACUCGGCUCGCGAGCGCAAGCGCUGACAAGACCGUGCGCCUGUGGAGUCUUGCGGAGCCGGAAGAGUGCCGAGUGCUCCAGGGCCACAGCAGCUCUGUGCUCUGCCUCUGCCUCACGAACACCGGCAGCCUCGUGAGCGGGAGCUUUGACAAGACUCUCCGAGUGUGGAGCCCUGAGACCGGCGAGGAGCAGCACGAGCUGCGGGGCCACGAACACGUUGUCCUCCGCCUCUGCCAGGCAUCUGCCGAGCUCCUGGCAAGUGGCAGCUACGACCAAACGGUGCGGUUGUGGAGCCUCAGCGGCCAGUGUCUCCUCGCUGCGCACACCAAAGAGAUCGGAGCACUGGUGAUGGCGAAGGUGCAGGGAGAGCACGUGCUGUGCAGCGGCAGCGUUGACUCGACCCUGAAGCUUUGGCAGCUGCAGGCCUGGGGCGUGCGCGGCUUCUCGAAGGAUCCCACCGAAGUGCAAUGUGCCACGCAUGACUCGCAGGUGUGCUGCGCCUGCGAUACGGGAGCGAGCAGGCUGGCGGUGGGCUGCGAGGACGGCACUAUCAAGCUCCACGACCUCAGUGGCACCCGUGAGCCGCCUGUGGAGCAAGGUUACAGUUACAGACAUGCUGUACACUGGCGAAGCUUACUGACUCCGGCUACCCGUAACGUGCAUCGAACGAAACUGGUGGGACAUGAGAAGGCUGUGACGUGCCUGUGCCUGAUGUCUGAUGAUGUCCUGGCCAGUGGGUCCGAAGACAAGACGGUGCGCCUGUGGAACCUGCACAGCAAGGAAGCGCUGCAAGUCCUCAGCGGACACACGAACGAUGUGCAGGGCCUGGCGCGGCUCAAUGACACUCAGCUCGCGAGCGCAAGCAAGGAUAAGACCGUCCGCCUGUGGAGCCUUGCGAAGCCGGAAGAGUGCCGAGUGCUCCAGGGUCACACCGACUGGGUGCGCUGUGUCUGCCUCACGACCACUGGCAGCCUCGUCAGCGGGAGCGAGGACAGGACCCUGCGAGUGUGGAACCCAGAGACCGGGGAGGAGCAGCACGAGCUGCUCAGCCACCAAGGCUCUGUCUUCUGCCUCUGCCAGGCCUCGCCGGAGCUCCUGGCGAGUGGCAGCAUCGACCAAACGGUGCGGUUGUGGAGCCUCAGCAUGGACAGCGGUGCGGGUCCUCGAAGGCCUCACUUUCUUCGUCUACUCGCUGUGCCUCCUGGCGCCCAACCACCUCGCAGCUGCCGAUGGCGUUGGCCAACUCCGCGUCUGGUCGGUGCAGAGCGGCGAGCCGCUGCACGAUAUCAAGCAGGCCCACAGCAAAGCGAUCCCAGCACUGGUGAUGGCGAAGGUGCGUGGAGAGCGGAUUCUGUGCAGCGGCAGCUUUGA